Capsella rubella is the source of this 1046-nucleotide messenger RNA. RefSeq lists its product as uncharacterized. Bases 93 to 902 code for a protein of 269 amino acids. Lineage: Eukaryota; Viridiplantae; Streptophyta; Magnoliopsida; Brassicales; Brassicaceae. The transcript is spliced from 4 exons. The record is from RefSeq and is a predicted model, not a curated record.
ACCGUAGAGUAGUCUGUAUAUUUUGAAGUGCGGAGAGAGAGAGAGACUUAUAAAAACUGAAAUCGGAAAAACAAAAGCCAAACGAAGCUUCGAUGGCUGCUACAGUUCUCCGCCAUUUCAGCCCAAUUUCAUCCUCCCUUAAACCACCGUCUCGUCACCGCCGAUUCCUACACCACAAUUUGUUACUCCCCAAAAUACCCUUUCCCUCUUCUUUCAUCAAAUUCGGCGCCGAGAACUCCGAGCCCCAACCUCCACCGCCGUUGCCGGAAGCCGAUUGUCCCGUUCCGCCGGAGCAACAGCCGAUCAACGAGUACCAAUCACUCUCCACCUCUUUCCCUUUCUCCUGGGCUUCAGGAGAUCUAGUCGAGUACUCCUCCAGGCUCUUCGUCACCGGCGCUUCUUUCGCGUUUUUCAUUGGAUUACCCGUUUGCUGGUUCGGAUCCGUCGGACCCGAGUACGAACCUGUUAAGAGGAUUCUCGCUGCCAGCUCAAGCGGGAUCUUCGUUGUCACGCUUGCUGUCGUAAGGAUGUAUCUCGGUUGGGCUUAUGUCGGAAAUCGUCUUCUUAGCGCCACUGUUGAAUAUGAAGAAACUGGGUGGUAUGAUGGUCAGGUUUGGGUGAAAACACCUGAAGUCUUGGCACGCGACCGUCUUCUUGGAUCUUUCUCGGUAAAACCAGUCCUCGCCCGAUUGAAAAACACGCUAGUGAUUCUCGGAUUAUUGCUCAUUCUUGUCAUAAACCUUGGUGAUUCUCCAUUUGCAUUGUCUUAUAGAACAUAUAAGGAUCCUAGGGACAGGUCCUCCCUGCCGAUCCCAGGAGCUUACAAUGAUGAAACCGCAAGAACAUUCGAACCAGAAGCUUUCUGCGGUGAACCUGGUGAAUCUUCCGCUGAUCUUCUUUGAAAAGUUCUUCAUCUCAACAGAAAGACAUACAGUCGCUGAUAGUAAAUAUACAUCUGUACAUUCCUGUAUAUUUCGUUAAAUUGGAUGUAGAAGACAAAACCAAUCUUGAUGAAUCGAAAAACUCAUUACUAGGUUUGGCAUCUA